This is a messenger RNA of Carassius gibelio (silver crucian carp), 1021 nucleotides long. Its product is annotated as secretory carrier-associated membrane protein 4-like. Bases 316 to 990 code for a protein of 224 amino acids. The transcript is spliced from 7 exons. Gene Ontology annotation, biological process: protein transport. Lineage: Eukaryota; Metazoa; Chordata; Actinopteri; Cypriniformes; Cyprinidae. Gene Ontology annotation, cellular component: trans-Golgi network membrane; recycling endosome membrane. The record is from RefSeq and is a predicted model, not a curated record.
AUAAGGAGCUGGCGAAUAAGGAGCUGGAGUCAGUCUCGUGCACCACCGACGAUUACUUGCUGCCGCACUUUUGCAUUACAGAUAUCCUCGGCUAUAUUGUUUGUUUUAUGAGCGCCUACACUUCAGAACAGUCCCGAAGCUACAAGUCAUUGGAGUCUCAUGUGCAGUUCACAAAUGGAUAUGUUCAGGAGUUGCAGAUCAUAAAACCUGCAAACAGUAUUACAGUAAUCUGGACAAAGCACUGGAAACUUCAAAUCAUCAGUCCAGAGAGGGAAAAGUUCACUAGCACAAGAAACAUUUUUCUCAAAAUUGAGAAUGACAGAUCGAGCAAACAACUUCCCCCCUCUGCCAAAGUUUUUUCGCAUAAAGCCAUGUUUUUACCAGAACGUGGCUGAGGAAAUUCCACAACCCCACCAGCAGCUUGUGCGUCGUGUUUACAAUCUUUGGAUGUUGUACUGUAUCACACUGUGUGUCAAUGUGGUGGCCUGCAUUGCUUGGAGGGCCGGUGGGGGUGAAGCGAUCAACUUUGGGUUUGCGCUCCUCUGGCUGCUGCUUUUCAGCCCAUGUAGCUACACCUGCUGGUUCAGGCCACUCUAUAAAGCAUUUCGGGCUGAUAGUUCCUUCAACUUCAUGGCAUUCUUCUUCAUUUUCUUUUUGCAAUGUGUUCUUGCCUUCAUCCAGAGUCUUGGAAUAUCAGGUUGGGGUGCUUGUGGUUGGAUUGCCACAGUGAUGUUUUUCGGCACAAAUGUAGUCUCGGCUAUAUUCAUGCUCAUCUGUACUCUGCUCUUUACCAUAGAUACAGUUCUAAUGGUGUUCAUUCUUAUCAAGGUUCAUCGACUGUAUCGCGGUGGAGGAGGCAGUUUUCAGCUGGCUCAGGAAGAAUGGAGCACUGGGGUGUGGAAAAGCGCCCCUGUGAGGCAAGCUGGAUUCAACACCAUCUCUGAAACCAGCCCCAGCCUGCCCAGUUACCCAGAGAGCAGGCCCUGGUGAUACCUCUUCUGAUCUACAGAUGGGGCCAGAG